Aspergillus oryzae RIB40 is the source of this 1317-nucleotide messenger RNA. Its product is annotated as CAAX farnesyltransferase subunit beta RAM1. Gene Ontology annotation, cellular component: protein farnesyltransferase complex. Lineage: Eukaryota; Fungi; Ascomycota; Eurotiomycetes; Eurotiales; Aspergillaceae. The transcript is spliced from 8 exons. Gene Ontology annotation, biological process: protein farnesylation. Bases 1 to 1317 code for a protein of 438 amino acids. Gene Ontology annotation, molecular function: protein farnesyltransferase activity. The record is from RefSeq and is a predicted model, not a curated record.
AUGAGCGAAACUCAAGUACAUCCUGCGGUGCCAGCGCUGUUCAAGGAGCUGCCGAUCAUCCAAGACGCUCUCACUACCGAGACAACCAAUCUUCAAGAAGAAACAGUAAACAAAUGCCUACCAUUCCUAAAAGGUAUCCAUAGCAGUCAAAAGGGACCGUUCAACCAGUUUGGGGUGCCAGCACUUAACCGUGAUGAUCAUAUUGCCUAUCUGUAUGACUCGCUAGAGGACUAUCCGGGGAGCUUUGUGGCCCUUGAUGCCAGUCGUCCCUGGAUGGUUUACUGGGCUUUAGCUGGCUUAGCCCUACUAGGUGAAGAUAUCAGUCAGUUCCGUGAACGGGUAAUUACGUCGUUUAGACCUAUGCAGAACCCCACUGGUGGAUUUGGAGGAGGGCAUGGCCAAUUGUCCCACUGCGCACCCACGUAUGCUGCUGUGCUAUCACUCGCCAUGGUUGGUGGCGAAGAGGCUUUCCAAUUGAUCGAUCGAAAGGCAAUGUGGAGAUGGCUCGGAAGGCUGAAGCAGCCCGACGGUGGCUUUAGAGUCUCCGAGGGUGGGGAAGAAGAUGUGAGAGGCGCUUAUUGCGCGAUGGUGCUCUUAUCGCUCCUUGACCUGCCACUUACCUUGCCACCCGAUGCUGAAGCUCGGAAGCAUGGGUUCGAAACGUUCACGAGUGGCCUGUCAGAUUAUCUAUCAAGAUGCCAGACAUUCGAAGGUGGCAUCUCCGGUAAUCCCGGGUCGGAGGCGCAUGGCGCCUACGCCUUUUGCGCUUUGGCGUGCCUAUGCAUUCUAGGCGAGCCCGAAGCGACCAUUUCCAGCUUUUGGGUCGGGGGUUGUUGGCCACUGAUUCAAUCCGCAAUUAACGGCACCCAACCAGCUACAGCUCCUAAGCAGACCUCAACUGGCAACCUCUAUAGCCGUGAAGGCCUGACAAGAUACAUCCUUGCUUGCUGUCAGGGAAAGCAUGGAGGGCUUCGUGACAAGCCCGGAAAACAUCCAGAUUCGUACCACACCUGCUAUACUCUCACUGGACUGAGCACGACCCAAUAUCACCACUACCAUACCGAUGCUAGCGCAAGCUCCAGGGGGGACUUCUCCUCUGCAUUUUCCUGGAAAUCCCUUCCUGUCACCAGCUCAGACAAUCAAGGAUCAGACUUGAGUGUAUUCGAUGAGAAGGAUCGGCUCGCAGCGCUCCACCCACUAUAUGUCAUUCCCCAUCAGGCUGCCGAGAAUAUGCGUAUCUGGAUAGACGUCGAAUAUUUCCGAGGAGGCGGUCAAUUCACACAGGAGACGUUUUCGGAUCACUUACCGAGUCGAUGA